Trichoderma harzianum CBS 226.95 is the source of this 651-nucleotide messenger RNA. RefSeq lists its product as hypothetical. The record is from RefSeq and is a predicted model, not a curated record. The coding region runs from base 13 to 174 and encodes 53 amino acids. The transcript is spliced from 2 exons. Lineage: Eukaryota; Fungi; Ascomycota; Sordariomycetes; Hypocreales; Hypocreaceae.
GGACGGCGGAUAAUGAGGAAGGGUAAUGGUAAUUCUCGCGAUAGAAUCACCCAGUCUGAUGAGGGGGAAGAAGAGCCCUGCUGCGUUAUUCAUCUCGUCCAUGUCAUUUCCCCCUCUCUGAAGCUCAGCCGCCGGUUGGUUCGUUAUUAUGCAGCCGCGGAAGGCCCUUGUUAGCACGAAAGAUUCAUGCUGCAUAUCGGCUCAAUUGGCCAAUGCAUCGGAAAGGAUUUGGAGGAUGUGGCUAUUGGGAUAGAAGAGGGGAAGCAGGACAAGCAUUGGGUUCAAGAGUGAUGAAGAGGAGGAAAAAAAAGAACAGAGGAGAGGUUGGUACUUCUCAUGGUCGUGGGCAGGUGCGUGCCUCGUGGUAGCCUGCCUGGCUGCUAGGGCUUCGUCUGGAUAUACCUUGCGUAUAAAUCAUUCGCCUCUUCUGUGCCCUGUGUUUUGCCACAAGCAGGGGAGGAGAAAAAUUGAAGUCAAAUAAUAAUUGUGUGUGCCUUUUUGGCGGAAAGAUGGUGAAAAAGAGAAGAAAAAGAAAAAAGAAGAAAGAGAAGAAGAAAGUUGGGAGGCGAGAAGAAAUACUAGGGAGAGCUCCCAGCCUCGACUUACAGCGUCAAAGUGCGGCUGCAGGCCCUGGUUCCAUAUCAAAACUUC